This is a messenger RNA of Aquila chrysaetos chrysaetos, 1277 nucleotides long. It is a transcript of the gene ETV3L, whose product is annotated as ETS variant transcription factor 3 like. Gene Ontology annotation, molecular function: sequence-specific DNA binding; DNA-binding transcription factor activity, RNA polymerase II-specific. The transcript is spliced from 5 exons. The coding region runs from base 9 to 1277 and encodes 422 amino acids. Lineage: Eukaryota; Metazoa; Chordata; Aves; Accipitriformes; Accipitridae. Gene Ontology annotation, cellular component: nucleus. The record is from RefSeq and is a predicted model, not a curated record. Gene Ontology annotation, biological process: cell differentiation; regulation of transcription by RNA polymerase II.
GCUGGAGGAUGCAGUGUGGCUGUCUGUCCCAAGGGCUGCCUGUCCUGUCUGACUCCUCCUGGGUAUCAGGGCUGGCCUUCCCUGACUGGGCGUACAAAGCCGAGUCCAGCCCCGGCUCCCGGCAAAACCAGUUAUGGCAUUUUAUCCUGGAGCUGCUGCAGCAGGAAGAGUUUCGCCAUGUCAUUGCCUGGCAGCAGGGCGAGUAUGGGGAGUUUGUCAUCAAGGACCCCGAGGAGGUGGCCCGGUUGUGGGGUCAGAGGAAAUGCAAACCCCAGAUGAACUACGACAAGCUGAGCCGGGCACUCAGGUACUACUACAACAAGCGGAUCCUGCACAAGACCAAGGGCAAGCGCUUCACCUACAAGUUCAACUUCAGCAAACUCAUCUUCCUCAACUGCCCGCUGUGGGACGUCCGCUGCCCAUCCCCGCUGCCGGGCGCUGGCAGCCUGUGCCACCCCCUCGCCCUGCCCCCCAGCAUGCCGAGCCAGUUGGUGCCAAGCAUGCUGCUGAGCCGGCGGGUGCUGGCAGAGCCACUGGUCUGGCACCGGGGUCCCCGGCACCCCUGGCACCCCGACAUGCUGGAGAAGAGGACGACCACCGCUGGGACCUGUAAGUGUGAGGCCAGCAAGGCUGGUGGGCAUGACAAAUGCCCAGCACGCUGCUGCCUGCACGGGCAGCGGAUGCAUCGGGUACAGGCAGGGCUCGCUGCCUGCAGGCAGGGCACGGGGUUGCAGUGUGGUGGAGAGCAGUGGGUGCCAGGUUUUUUGUGGGUGCAGGGUCUUGGCUCCACGUCCCCUCCAUGCCUGGGGGGCUCCUGUUGCCAUCUGGGGGUCCUGGAGGAUCUUUCCCACCUGGCUGCCUUCCCCCCGCCGCUGCCGGCCCUGGGCCACCCAGCACCUGCCUGGGCCACCUUCCCUGGCCACCUCCUGGUCCCUGCCAGCCACCCCCCACUGCUGCUGCCCCCAAAGCCAGGGGUCCCCAGUCACACAGAGUUCCCCACAUCGGUGCUCCUGCACCCUGGCUUCCCCCCCAGAGCUUUCUCCAGGCUCCCGCUCACAGCUGGGGGGCUGGUGCCAGAGCCCCCGUCAUCCCAGCCAGGGGAGGAAGGCAAGGAGGAAGAAGAGGAGGAGGAAGGCCAGAGUAGUGCCAUCACUGCACAGAGUGGCCCUGGGAUGAAGCUGGAGCUGAAGGGCAGGGGGACGGGCAAAAGUGCGGUGCUCCCAUCCAGCAGCUUCCCACCCGCCCAGCCCUGCGGCUGGUCCCUCCAGCCACCCUAA